This is a messenger RNA of Trypanosoma cruzi, 1371 nucleotides long. RefSeq lists its product as uncharacterized. NCBI's taxonomy places the organism in Eukaryota, Euglenozoa, Kinetoplastea, Trypanosomatida, Trypanosomatidae. The coding region runs from base 1 to 1371 and encodes 456 amino acids. The transcript has a single exon. The record is from RefSeq and is a predicted model, not a curated record.
AUGAAUGGUGGGAGUCAGAGGCACUCUCUGUCACUAUCUGUUUGCGUGUUCACGCACUGGACACCAAACAACCCUGAACUAUCCGCUGCUUGGAGGAAUUUCGCGAGCUCUUGCCCACGAGGGUGCUGCACUCGGCUGAUCGUUUUCGAGGGGCUGCUGCAUCACACGUUGUGGUCUAAAUUUUUGUUUCCAAUUAUGAAUGGUGGGAGUCAGAGACACACUCUGUCACUAUCUGUUUGCGUGUUCACACACUGGACACCAAACAACCCUGAACUAUCCGCUGCUUGGAGGAAUUUCGCGAGCUCUUGCCCACGAGGGUGCUGCACUCGGCUGAUCGUUUUCGAGCGGCUGCUGCAUCACACGUUGUGGUCCAAAUUUUUGUUUCCAAUUAUGAAUGGUGGGAGUCAGAGACACACUCUGUCACUAUCUGUUUGCGUGUUCGUGCACUGGACACCAAACAACCCUGAACUAUCCGCUGCUUGGAGGAAUUUCGCGAGCUCUUGCCCACGAGGGUGCUGCACUCGGCUGAUCGUUUUCGAGCGGCUGCUGCAUCACACGUUGUGGUCCAAAUUUUUGUUUCCAAUUAUUAAUGGUGGGAGUCACAGACACUCUCUUUCAACAUCCUUUUGCGUGUUCACACACUGGACACCAAACAACCCUGAACUAUCCGCUGCUUGGAGGAAUUUCGCGAGCUCUUGCCCACGAGGGUGCUGCACUCGGCUGAUCGUUUUCGAGCGGCUGCUGCAUCACACGUUGUGGUCCAAAUUUUUGUUUCCAAUUAUGAAUGGUGGGAGUCAGAGACACACUCUGUCACUAUCUGUUUGCGUGUUCGUGCACUGGACACCAAACAACCCUGAACUAUCCGCUGCUUGGAGGAAUUUCGCGAGCUCUUGCCCACGAGGGUGCUGCACUCGGCUGAUCGUUUUCGAGCGGCUGCUGCAUCACACGUUGUGGUCCAAAUUUUUGUUUCCAAUUAUGAAUGGUGGGAGUCAGAGACACACUCUGUCACUAUCUGUUUGCGUGUUCACACACUGGACACCAAACAACCCUGAACUAUCCGCUGCUUGGAGGAAUUUCGCGAGCUCUUGCCCACGAGGGUGCUGCACUCGGCUGAUCGUUUUCGAGGGGCUGCUGCAUCACACGUUGUGGUCUAAAUUUUUGUUUCCAAUUAUGAAUGGUGGGAGUCAGAGGCACUCUCUGUCACUAUCUGUUUGCGUGUUCACACACUGGACACCAAACAACCCUGAAUUAUCCGCUGCUUGGAGGAAUUUCCCGAGCUCUUGCCCACACGGGUGCUGCAGUCGGCUGAUCGUUUUCGAGCGGUCGCUGCAUCACACGUUGUGGCCCAAAAUUUUUGUUUCCAAAUUAUGA